Messenger RNA from Heterostelium album PN500, 1230 nucleotides. RefSeq lists its product as uncharacterized. Bases 1 to 1230 code for a protein of 409 amino acids. Lineage: Eukaryota; Evosea; Eumycetozoa; Acytosteliales; Acytosteliaceae. The transcript is spliced from 3 exons. The record is from RefSeq and is a predicted model, not a curated record. Gene Ontology annotation, molecular function: zinc ion binding.
AUGAAUAAUAAAGAUAUUAGCAACGGUUUCGAAUGUUCAGCUCAUAAAAGAAUAUUAGAUGCUGUGUGUUAUGAGUGCAAUAAGUUGUUGUGUUCAAGAUGUUCAACCAAUCAUAACAAAGAAAGAGAACACUCUAAUUUCAUUGAUCAUAUUGAUGAUAUUAGAAUUGAACUUACACAAAUAUUAAAUAAUAUUAAUAAUGUUAAUAAUAAUAAAGAUACAGCAACAACUACCAGCGAUUCAAGUCAUAUAUCAAAGAGAUUGGAUGAUAUUUGGAAUAUGAUGAAAUGUAAAACAGAAAACUACAAUUCAUUAUCAUCAGAUGAGAAACAGAUCAGCAAACACUUUGAAGAGUUGCAUAAAUAUCUUAUGAUUGAAGAACAAAAGUUAAAGAAACCAAUCAUCGAUCAUAAAGAUAAUAAUAAUGAUAGUACAACAUCUACAACAUCAUCAUCAUCUUUUCAUGAUGAUACAACAGAGAGUUAUUCAAUUCCAUUCAUCAUGAAAUCAAUCAAUUCAAGUGAGUCACUUUCAACAUUCAUCAAAUCAAAUAAUGAAACGUUAUUCCACACUACCUCUUCUAAAAAUUCAUAUCUUCAAGACACUCUAUUAAACUAUAAUAAUAACAGUGAUUCAAUGAUAUUAGAUUUAAUCUAUAAAUAUAAUAAUCAAUUUAAAUCAUCCUCAUUCAAGAAUAAUAAUAACAAUAAUGAUAAUGAUAACAAAACCAACAAUCGUAAAUUAGAACUCAAACAGUUUGAUUUCACUAAACUUGAUCAUUUAUUGAAACAAUCAAUCAAACUCAGUUCAAAUUCAACAAGUUUAAAUAAUAAUCACAACAAACACACUUAUAUCUUAUCAACACAUGACGAUGGAGCAUCAUUAAUAGAUUUAUCGAAUUACAAGAUCACUGAUCUUGGAGAAAUCAAAUAUUAUGAUCUAUAUGGCACUCAAUUAAUUCUGGCUGGAGACAAUGACGACAGAUUCAUUCGAUUCAACAUUCAAACCAAAGAAAUCAAGUACCUCAAUAACAAUAAAAACACUAUUACAAUCAUUUGUAAACUACCAAUGAUUUACCACAAGAUAUCAGAGGUAGAGAGUUAUAUUUAUAUGAUCGGUGGAAUUUGGGGAGGUGCUCGAUACUCGAUCGAAAAAGAUCAAUGGAAAUCUUUUCUAAGUGACGACAAGUUAAUAAGAUAUUCUGCAACUAUCUUUGAAAUAAAUAAAUAA